GCGCCCUUUCAACCCGCCGAGCCUGCCUCCUUCAAGGAACGUUACAAAACCUAGAACUGUGAAACCAACCUCUUUCCGUUCUCUCUCUCUCUCUCACUCCAAUUCUCUUCUCUCCAUGUCUCUCUCUGCUGUCCAUGUUUUUAUUCCUGUUGUUUUCACCAUUUUCUGAGAGCGUAAUAGGUGGAGAUGGACUAUGGAUCGGCGGGGUAGGACUCAGCGAUCGGCGAGCACUUUCAAUAUUCCCGCAAAUUGGCAGCCCCAUUUCAAGAGCCACGGGCUUUGAUCGUCGUAACUACGUGUUAGAGGGGCUCUGUUUGUGAUCGGAGGGUCCCCUAGGUGUGGGUUGAUCGGCUUAAUUCUGCCAAUGGGAGGAUUGGUUUGGGGCCUGGACGGAUUGUAUGGGCCGUGUAAAAGCGAGGAAUGCUGAACCUCUUGGUGUGAUUGGAACCUGGUUCUGGUUUAUGUUGUGCUUUUAGAAUCUUUCUCCACGUCAGUUUUGCGGUGGGGCAACUUUGGAAUUUUUUGUCCUUUUUCCAUUUCCUUGCGAUGAUAGAGGCGGGUUGUUUGGGCGAAAACUGGAGGGGUUUUUUUUCUGGUUGUUAAUUUUGAGCUGAAGGAAUAAAUUUUGUUAUUCCCUGCACUUUGUUUGUUUCCUGAAGCUUGCCUAUUCUGUCUUACCGGUACAUUGGAUUCAGUUGGCGGCGUAAGAACUGUUUAAAGCUGCUACAUUGGAAGAAGGAUCUGUGGGGAUUACAACAGCUCGUUUAAGUAAUCUUUAGUAGCCUGAUAUGGCCGAGCAGGAAGCCUGUUCGCAGCCAGGCGGGCUGCUGCUAACUGGUCUUCUGCCUAAUGAAGCGGGCAAUGCGACGCGGGUGCUAGAUGCACAGAGAUGGUCCAAGCUUGAGGAGAGAAUUGCUGAGCUAAUAGCUUGUAUUCAGCCCAACCGACAAUCUGAGGUGCAUAGGAAUGCUGUGGCCAAGUAUGUCCAGUCGCUUAUCACCGGCUGCAACCCAUGUGAGGUUUUCACAUUUGGGUCAGUACCCCUCAAGACCUACUUACCGGAUGGAGACAUUGAUUUGACCGCAUGUAGCACUAGUGAAUAUCUGAAAGAUACUUGGGGCAAUGCGUUUCUUCAGUUGCUAGAGAAUGAAGGAAAAAGUGAGAGUGCUGAAUUUCGUGUAAAGGAAGUGCAUUACAUUCAGGCAGAAGUUAAAAUAAUAAAGUGUCUCAUAGAAAAUAUUAUUGUAGAUAUAUCUUUCAAUCAAGUUGGUGGGUUGUGCACUUUAUGCUUUCUUGACGAGGUUGACCUUCUAAUAAGCCGGAAUCAUCUUUUCAAGAAAAGCAUAAUAUUGAUCAAAGCCUGGUGUUACUAUGAGAGUCGGAUUAUUGGUGCUUAUUUUGGGCUUAUCUCCACAUAUGCUUUAGAGAUCCUUGUUCUUUACAUAUUUCAUGUUUUCAAUGGUGCCUUUGCUGGGCCAUUUGAGGUCUUGUAUCGAUUCCUAGAAUUUUUCAGUAAUUUUGACUGGGAUAACUUCUGUGUCAGCAUUUGGGGCCCUGUUCCAAUCAGUUCACUUCCAGAUAUGACAGCAGCGGAGCUUCCUCGAAGGGAUGGUGGUAAAUUGUUCUUUGAUAAACUCUUUCUUGAGGCCUGCAGCGCAUUUUAUGCAACCUCUCUAACUGGUCUAGAAAAUCAAGGCCAACAAUUUGUAUCCAAGCAUUUGAAUAUUAUUGAUCCUUUACGUACAAGCAACAAUCUUGGGCGGAGUGUGAAUAAAGGAAACUUCCGCAGAAUACGCAGUGCAUUUGCAUUUGGAGCCAAGAAGUUGGCCAAAUUACUUGAUUGUCCAGAAGAGAAGAUGAUUGCUGAAGUCGAUCAGUUUUUUAUUAACACUUGGAAAAGGCAUCGAAGCAGUAAUCGACCAGAUGUUCCUAUCCCUAGUAUUCACUUCUUGCAACCCUUGGUAAAUCGCCCAAACGAGGGUUCCGAUAAUUCCAGCAUAGGACUGAAGGUGAGUGAUGUUCAUCAGGUUGGACAGGGCCGUGUUUCAGGUGGUUAUGCUUCUGAGAAGAAUCAGGAAAUUUCAAGUACUGAUCAUUCUGUUAAUAACAAUGGAAAGAGCAAACUCCGGUUUUCAAGGACGCGGUCUUUUCCCGAACUUACAAGAACAGUUACCGUCGCCUCAUCUCAUAUAAAGCAUAAUAGAAAUUUAGAUACAAGCAAAAUGCACGAUGAGAAUCUAAUAUCUGAGCAUACCAGCAGAGGAAUAAUCAUGGAUUCUGAAAUUCCCAGUGUUCAAAGUGCAAGAUUUUCUUUUGACGAUUCGAAGUUUUUUAGGCAAACAUCAUCUUUUCAAUGCCCUGAAGUUGCUACUGUUUCAACCAUAAUCUCAAAUACUUAUCUAGAUGAUUCUGGUUCUACAGCUAUGAGGGCAGGGCCUGCUUAUGAUUACAGGGCUUCGCAGUUGCAACAGCAGAAAGGGCAGGAUCUGGUAAAUAUUACGGCAUCUUCUUAUUUACCGCUUUCUUUGUCUCCUGUUCUAGCUUCAACUGAUUAUGCACAGAUAAAGUUGACAGGAAGUUCUCCAUCCAACAUUACAUUGAUGAACCCUUCCAGAGGAUCUGGUAUGCAGUUUUUUCAAAACUUGGAUUCAUCUUCUAAUUCCGCCCAGAAAAGUUCCGAAGAAGCUGUUGCUGUCAAUAAGAAUUCCAGCAAGCCUAGUCCUGAGGAUGAUGCUGGGUCCAUUGGUGGAUUUGAAACUGAAAAUGAAGGGUUGCAGAUUCAAUCUGGUGAAACGCAGCACCUUACUGCAACUAGGUAUAACUGCAUCCCUACUGCACGAGGAAAUGCAUCCUGUACAUCUGCUACACAAGGCAAUGAUAUAGUUGCAGCUGAAAGUAGCGGACGUAAAGAUGAUCAUCCUGAUGCAUUCCAGUAUCAAACUGGUAGAGCAAAUGAUGUCAGUGUCACUGACAGCAAUGAAAAUUUGACGUUUGUUACCUCAACACAGUCGGGCUCUUUCAGAAGAAAUCAUUCCUCAGAUACUUCAGAGGAUUUAAGGGUUACCCAAACAGGAAGUGAUAAAUGGUUAAGAAAACCACAUCUUUCUGAAGUUACCACUUCAUUGUCCGGUAAUCUAAGUAACGGGGAGCAAUUUGCUGAUGCUUUGGAGCACAUCUCAUCGUCUCCGGAAGGUGAUGAAAGUGGAGAUUUUUUUUCUCCUUUAUCAGUUGCACAUUCUUAUUUUGAAGAUCAUGCUUCUCCUUUGGCUUCCCCACAUGUCAGGAACCAAGUACCUGGAUAUGAAGCUGCACAAAUAAGUGUGGUGGAUACCUCGACUUUAACAAAGCCUGUGGUUGUUGGGAGUUCACUGCAGAUGGUGGUAGAUAAUUUAAGUGUUUCUCUUGCCGUUGAUCCUGUAGGUCCACUAGAUCCAUUCUCAACCGAGCGUUCUGCGUACAAUUUUCCAGCUGUUCCAGCUGAUGGGGUGAAUUCUGUCGGUUCAAUAAACCAGUUUGAUGAAGAUGGUGGAGAACAAAAUUGUGGAUCUCGAUCAUAUCAGGACAUUGAUAUUGCAAAGAAUUAUAAUCAGUCUGAGGGUCACUUGAAUUCUGUGGAUUUAAGUACCACAAGAGCUGCAUCUGUAGAGUCGUCUGAAGUGCUCGAUGGUGAUUUUUCUAGCCAUUUGCAAAGCUUACAAUACGGAAGGCUCUGCCAGAACACCCUAAAUUAUGGACUGUAUUCGUAUUAUCUUCCUGUUAUGGUGCCAUCAGUAUAUUUACAGGGUUAUCAUCCACUGGAUGGCUCUAUUAGACCAUCCACAGACAACAUCAACUUUCUAACCCAGACCAUGGGCUAUGACCCCCGGUUAGUACAGCUUGCUUCUCUGCAAUCAGGUCCUAGCUGGUCAUCCGGUGGUUAUGAUAGAUAUGAAAAUGAGCGUCCAAGUUUUAGGCCUGGUACUCGAACAUACGGAAAUCCAAGACCUUUCUUUCGAGAUCAACGUUUCUCUGGCAGAAGAAACCACAGGGGCCAUCACUCUUAUGUCAGGGUUGAUAGGAAAGUCACAGAAGGAAGAAGGAUCAAUUCUCAGGCGCAAUGUGGAAGUCUCCCAGAUGAUCGGAGGCCUUCUGAUGUAAAUCAAACAAGCAGAACAGAUGAGCAGAGUCAUGGAGCAGCAGACAGAGGAGGCUUCUCUGCUCAUUCUUCUCCCAAAAAACCUUCCUCACCACAUAACGAAAGUCAACAGAAGUCAAAUAUGGCCUCCUUUUGAAUCUUAGAUUUGAAUAGGAUGGUGGUGGUUACCACAAAAUUUGGUAUUCCUUAAAAUAGCAAUGAGGAAAAUUUGUUUUUGGGUAGCUUUUUUGAUUAUUUUUUGUCCCAGGAAAGACUUGCAAAGUCAACAUUUGGUUGGCU
This is a messenger RNA of Phalaenopsis equestris, 4414 nucleotides long. RefSeq lists its product as uncharacterized. Lineage: Eukaryota; Viridiplantae; Streptophyta; Magnoliopsida; Asparagales; Orchidaceae. The record is from RefSeq and is a predicted model, not a curated record. The transcript has 9 exons. The coding region runs from base 789 to 4271 and encodes 1160 amino acids.